UGGAAAGAGAGAAUUUUGAUACAUUCUAAUAUUUAAGAGUACAAAAUUCUUUUAAUUUCUUUUUUGAAAUUUCUUAUCUAAAUCAAAACUAGACAAAUAAUUUAUUUUUUUUAAAAGGAAGGAAUAAUAUUUAUUUACUGUCUGGUUCUGAAAGUAUGAUUGCUGUUCUAGUGACGUAAAUAUUUUAUCCUAGAGAGUGAUUGACCAAUAAAGAUGCUAGUCAUUUUGUGGUUGAUGUAUCCACGGCAGCAGACGGAGGUCGUAAUCAAGUGAGAACAACGCCUUUGGCUCUUCUCUAUUCUCCUCUCAUCUUCUAAAUUUGCAGUGUUGUGCUAGAGACAACUCGUCUCAGAUCAGUAAGAAACAUGGAAAUCACAGAGUUGGUUUUUAUUCCAGGGCCAGGAAUGGGUCACCUCGUUGCUGCUGUGGAAAUUGGCAAGUUACUCACCAGCCGAGCCCAUUGGCUUUCAAUUACUUACUUCAUCAUCGAUCUUCCAAUUGAAACCGGUGUGCAUACCUAUACGAAGACGCUGGCCGCAAUGGACGAUUCUACCACUUCGCGCCUGCGUUUCUUGCACCUUUCUACUCCUCAACCUCCAAGUAACAAUCUUUCAAAUCAAGAAGCUCUUCUUGUUGAGAUUUUUGAUAAUUCCAAGCAGCUAGUAAGAGAUGCAAUAGUCCACAACUUCAUGACAAUUAAGGGUAAGUCAGGUUGUACUCGACUUGCUGGUGUGAUUGUUGACAUGUUCAGCGACAAAAUGAUACAAGUAGCAACAGAGCUCGGUCUACCAAGCUACGUAUUCUUCACUUCUAGUGCUGCCUUUCUUGGCCUCAUGUUUUAUGCACAGACACUUAAAGAUGAACACAAUCGUUACAUCUCCGAUUUCAAGGACUCGGACACGUUACUUCCUGUUUCGACUUACGUCCAUCCUCUUCCAGCUAAGGUUCUGCCAAGUGUCAUGCUUGAUAAAUAUGGCCGUUUACACCUACCUCUGUCUACUGCUCGAAUGAUACGACAAGCAAAAGGAAUCAUAAUUAACACUUUCAUGGAGCUCGAGCCUCAUCCAAUUAAAUCCCUCACUAAUGAUAAUGGGGUUCCGUCUAUAUACCCAGUUGGGCCUAUAAUCAAUCUGAAUCAAGAACCAGACGAGAGUAUCAAUAGCUGGUUAGAUGAUCAACCAGAUUCUUCAGUACUGUUCCUCUGUUUUGGGAGCUACGGAUCCUUUGACGAGCAACAAUUGAAGGAAAUUGCAAUAGCCCUUGACCGUAGCAACUGCUUUUUCUUGUGGGCAUUACGAAAGCCGCAGGCUAAGGGUGAAAUAGGUGCUCCAGACGAUCUUGCACGUCCGGAGCAAGUGUUGCCUCAUGGUUUCUUGACACGAAAUAUGCAUAGAGGGAAAGUGAUAGGAUGGGCACCUCAAGUGGCGGUGCUAUCUCACAGGUCAAUUGGAGGAUUCAUUACGCACUGUGGCUGGAAUUCAAUACUGGAAAGCUUGUGGUUUGGAGUUCCAAUAGCAACAUGGCCUAUGUAUGCAGAACAACAAGUAAACGCUUUCGAGUUGGUCGUUGAUUUGGAGAUGGCAGUGGAUAUAAAGAUGGAGUAUCGGAGUGAGAGUCCCGUUUUGGUCACAGCAGAGGAGAUAAAGAGCAUCAUAAGGCGACUGAUGAUGGAUAGUACAGAGGAGAAGAAUGGUAUCAGAAAGAAAAUGGAAGAAUUACAAGAAAAAAGCAGGAAGGCCUUGUUAGAAGGAGGAUCAUCUUACUGUUUUCUGGAGAAUUUGAUCAACGAUUUCAAGGGUCAUUGGUCCAGUUGAAGGUUUUAAUUGUAUUCUGCUAUUUUGAGUUAUAGUUUUUGUAUGGAAAAUGUUUUCUGAAAAAUGUUUUUCUAUUUUUUCUUGUUUGAUUGUAAUAAAAUUGUUGACAAAAUAUUUUUCACAAUAACUCAUUUUCCUCAAUUUGAAGGAAAAUGACUUUCCUCGUGGGCCACAUUUGUUAUUUUCUAGAAAAUGAUAAAUGUGGCUUAUGACCCUAUCCUCACCCCUCUUUUUCACUCCAACAACACUCCAAUUCAUAUUACUCAAAAAACUUUCAUUACUCAAAAAUAUUUUUCAUUGUGCGUUGCUCCAAUUUUUCACUGCUUGAAAUAAAAAAUAGUGAAGUUCGAAUUUUUUCUA
Capsicum annuum is the source of this 2174-nucleotide messenger RNA. Its product is annotated as anthocyanidin 3-O-glucosyltransferase 2. Gene Ontology annotation, molecular function: UDP-glycosyltransferase activity. The coding region runs from base 366 to 1814 and encodes 482 amino acids. The transcript has a single exon. Lineage: Eukaryota; Viridiplantae; Streptophyta; Magnoliopsida; Solanales; Solanaceae. The record is from RefSeq and is a predicted model, not a curated record.